Lethenteron reissneri (Far Eastern brook lamprey) is the source of this 4080-nucleotide messenger RNA. RefSeq names its product ceramide synthase 1-like. Gene Ontology annotation, cellular component: membrane. Gene Ontology annotation, molecular function: sphingosine N-acyltransferase activity. NCBI's taxonomy places the organism in Eukaryota, Metazoa, Chordata, Hyperoartia, Petromyzontiformes, Petromyzontidae. The record is from RefSeq and is a predicted model, not a curated record. Gene Ontology annotation, biological process: ceramide biosynthetic process.
CGCUCGCCAAUCCCCUUAAAUACUCCCCAAUCCGUCUCACCCUGCGCCCAGAUCCCCUCCCCGCAAGCCUCCCGCAGGCACGGACAUCCCUCCCCAUCCCUUUAGCCUCUCCCUUUCCACUCCGACACCUCCCCCCUUCCACUCCUCCGCCGAACCACCAUUGCCCCUCUCCGCUUCGAACACAACGGGACCGGGUCACGGCCACAAUCUUCUCUGCCCGCUGCCAUCAACCACGUCACCUCCCCUCUCCAUCUCCGCUACUCAUCCUCCCACCACCACCACCCCCCGACUCUCUCGAUUCAUUUUCGCCAAUCUCAUCAUGGCGGAGGAGGACGAGUGGCCGAGCAACCCCGGCACAAGCAGCGGCACGGGAAUCUCACAAUCCGCGGAUGCUUCUGCGGAGAUGCCGGGCUACGUGGAGCUCUUCUCGUUGGCCCUGAGCACGUGGCGUCGGGCGUGGCGCGACUGCGCCGGCUGCGGCUACGCGGGGGCUUGGGACGCCCUUGGGGAGAGCGCCUUCGUCAGCUGCUCCGACGCGGCCAUUCUGCUCGGGCUCGCGUUGGGAUGGACGCUGCUUCGCCACGCCGCCACGGAAAAGGUCUUCGGGCCGAUGGCCCAGUGGCUGAGGCUGCGUCCUGCCGACGCCGACAAGUUUCCCGAGAGCUGCUGGAAGCUGCUCUUCUACCUGGCCAUCUGGCUGUACGCGGCACACCUGCUCGUCAAGGAGGAGUACCCCUUCUACCACAACCCAGCGGCCGUCUUCUACGGCUGGAAGCGCGGAAUCGAGGUCCCGACGGACAUCUACUUGGCGUACGUGGCGCAGGCCAGCUUCUACGCUCACUCCAUAUACGGCACGCUGUACAUGGAUGCGUGGCGCAAGGACUCGCCAGUAAUGCUGCUGCACCACGUCAUCACGCUCUCCCUGCUCAUCUCCUCCUACGCCUUCCGCUACCACAACGUGGGCAUGCUGGCCCUCUUCCUGCACGACGUGACCGACAUCCAGCUGGAGUUCACCAAGCUCAACGUCUAUCUCAAGACUCGCAACAACACCUACCACAGGCUCAACAACAUCCUCUCCAACAUCGGCUGCAUCACCUUCGCCGUGUCCUGGUUCGUGUUCCGGCUCUACUGGUUCCCGCUGAAAGUGCUGUACGCCACCUGCGUCUCCAGCAUGCAGACCGUGCCCGACAUCCCCUUCUACUUCUUCUUCAACUGCCUCCUCUUCACCAUCGCUCUCAUGAAUCUCUACUGGUUCUCGCUCAUCCUGAUGUUUGUGAUGAAAGUGGUGACCGGGCGGAUCACUGAGGUGGACGACGUGCGCGAGUACGACAUCGAGUUGAAGAAGGCCGAGAUGAGACCUGCAGCCGGUGACGCAUCCAACAAGAAUCACUACGUCAAAGGGAAAGUCGCACAGAUGAACGGGUUGGUGAAGGACAAGCGACAGUGAUGGACGAACAGUGUGUCCACCGUCAUCGCAAGGGUGGCUCCUGUCUCCUGCUCGAGCUUAUUAUUUUUGACAAAUUAUCUUGCAUCGGUCAGGCUCGUCGCAGCUCUGCGUGACUGUUGUGAGUGAACCGUGCCUAGUGGCGGUUGUUAAUUUCCACGCGUGUUCCAGUGUCGGGCGAGUUGUGUUUAAGGAAAAUUGCUCAAACGUUUUAAAGAGACGGACAACAAAAAUUCAAAAGACUAAACAAACAAAGCUAACGAAUACAAUUUUAGAUAUGCAUUGGUUGUAUGUAAUUGUGUUUUUUUUACACUUUCAUGUGGCAUGAGCAUAAUUUGGUUAGAUGGUGGUAUGGUCAUUUUUUUAAUCAGUUAUGCUUCAUAUUAAGCCCAGUGCUUGUACUUACCUCAUGUUGUAUUUUUUUUUGUCAUACAACUCCUCCUUUCAGACCAUUCGGUGUUGCUUUUAAACGUCUUACUAAAUCUCUACGAUGAAAUUCAAAGUCUUGUGAUAGAUAUAUGGCGAUUAUGCAAUAGUUAUGGGGAACAUGUCAACCACUGCCAUUCAUUCCUAAUUUUUUCACUCUUGGUUAACAUUUUAUCUUCAGAAAAAAAAGAAUCAGCCAUAUGAUAAUACGUUCUUAAUCUUAUAAUAUUGUUUUAGACUCACCUAAUCGAGUUGUGUGCUGCUGGCAGUUUUCGAAUUGAGAGUGUAAUUUGGAAGUCACAUGUGUGCAUCUUGCAAGAAGCAACACAAAAUCUUAAACACAGGGCAUUAAGGGGCACAAAUUUGCUAUCUCAUAACACGAUGCGAUUACAGAUAUUUACAAAUUUUAGACACAACGUUUUAUUUCAGUCCUACCAACUGGGUUUGACACAAUGCCCAGGCCUUAUUAGAUUAUGGUGGAGCCUCUUUGAGCCUAUGCUGUGGCAAUUGGCACAUGCACUGUGUGAGCACAAACCAGCGCAAAUGACCUCACCGAACGUUGAGGUGCACUCGGGGUUGUGAAGCUGACGGGUGGUUCAGGGAGCUAAAGCCCAGGGUUACAGCACCGAGUCACCGCCGUCGAGAACUUGAGUUCGAAUUCAAAUCGGCCACUUGCGAUUAAAUCAGGUCCCCCAAGUGUAGCAAGUUUUGUGAUCUUAGCCUGGUCACCAAUAACUGUAUAAAAAAACUUUUGUGUCAUAUUUGGUUGUUCACUUAAUUUGGCACAUCCAAGCACUGAGGGCUGAAAUGUAUAAAUGUACCGAAUGUUUGACAUGUGGCAAAAAAAAAAUACUCCUCGGAGAGCAUGAAGGAGUGCCAUUCAGUGUUGGGUAAGAGAGGCCUUUUGAGGUGACCUCAGAAGUAGUUCUGUAGUGUCAUCUUGCGGGGCCGUUCCCUGGCACCAUGUGAACCUAUGCUGACCGCAUGACAUGGCUCUUAUGAAAGUAAAUGGUCAUAUAAGUAAUGUAUACAGUAUAUAUAUAUGACAUUUCUGUUGAUGAUAAAUGAGGAACCGUUACCAGACUUUGUAUCUGGUCUCCUCUAACGUAGCUGUGUUAACCGCUUUAAAUUGAGCACCAAUGGAAUGUGUGCCCAUGAAAACAUUUUUUGUUAUCCACUCUGUGGGUUUCCACAUGGGUUCGUUUAGCGCUCGAGGAUUUUUCUCGGGGCAGUCCGGCUUCCUCCUACAUGCGAAACAAUAUUCAAUAAGAAAUUGUCCAAACAUCUCAAUGCUUAACCCUCCUAUAAAAUGUAACCUUCAGAGGCUCAGUGAGUCUUUCCUGGUAGAAGAAAACAUUCGAUAACAUUACAUUCUAAUUAAUUUCCCACAAAGUUAAAACAUGCAUUCACAAUACUUAUGGUAUUUGUGCAGUUGUGCGGUGUACAUUGAUAGUUAUCUUGUGCAUGUCCCCUUCAUUAAUUCUUGUUGCAUUCAACAGAAAUGUGAACGAAGGGGGGGGGGGGUAUUUUAGGUUAGAGGCUGUAACUGGAAUAAUAUUUGCACGGGAAUUGGCCAUAAGCAGGCAUGUGUGAGAACACAGACACGUGCUCAUGUGUAGGAGCCGCGUUGACAACAGUAAAUAAAUGUCGCGCAGCGGUUGGACUGGAGCCAGGACAGCAAUGCGCUCGUUUGGUGGAAGAGAAUUUAAAAAAUUAUGUAGCAAGGAAGGGUCGCCCCGAGUCGCCGCCGCCGCAACACAAGAGACUGCUUUGCACAAACAGGAUCCCAGAUCUCCCAAUCCCCGAACCGUCGAGCAAAAGGAAACAUUCUCAUGAGGCUUUUUUUUUGUAAACUUUACCGUCGUUGCACAUGCCUGACGCGUCGGGAAAAAUUGUAACUCGUGCGGUUUUUCAUUAACGAGGCGAGUCAUGCUGUCAUCACUCGAGCUAUAUUCAAGCAUUCUUAUUAAUCAUUGUACAACUAAGAGAAAUGCGCUCACCUGUUUUUGCAUGUUAUUAAGUAGCAACAAAUGAUAAAUGACCUAUUUUUUUUCCUUCUCGUUUUAUUUGUACUACCAUAAAUGUCUAAUUUAUAAAUGUGCAGCGGGUAGUAAUUGUUUUUGAAUUAAAUUAUUGUCAACGUAAUUUUUUUUGAGACAAUUGUAAGAAAAUGCAAUUCAAAUGAAUGUCGGGGUGUCGUUUUGUUUGUG